Messenger RNA from Panicum virgatum (switchgrass), 1661 nucleotides. Its product is annotated as caffeoylshikimate esterase-like. Gene Ontology annotation, cellular component: membrane. NCBI's taxonomy places the organism in Eukaryota, Viridiplantae, Streptophyta, Magnoliopsida, Poales, Poaceae. Gene Ontology annotation, molecular function: lipase activity. The transcript has 9 exons. The coding region runs from base 365 to 1294 and encodes 309 amino acids. The record is from RefSeq and is a predicted model, not a curated record.
UGACGAUGUUCAAGAUCAGAAACAUGCGACACCUGUAACCUGUUCCUGUCUAUCAUUUCCCAGUGCACAUGUCAAAUUUAUCUUCCACUGAAUGGGAAGCUCCCUCUAUCACUUUCACCCAUCUCAGUUUGAUUGGUUUUCGCUUGAAGACUUUUCCUGCAAAGGCAGCAUGAGAAAAUUAUAUGUUUCCUUAGUGCCGAAGACUGAUUUUUCUCUGACAUUUGAAGAACAUUCCUCGUUUCAAUGUGUUGCUAACGAAUUGUCUUCAGGCAGGCCCACUAUAUAUAUGGUGCAACACCUCUUGUGCUCUUAUGGUCAGUGAUCGCUUGGACGUAGUCAUACGGCGUUCAAAAAAAAAAAUCCAAUGGCUCAAUAUGGUGAUAAUAUCAAGUACGAAGAGGACUUCGUAGUGAAUUCACGAGGAAACAGGCUCUUCACCUGCAGGUGGACGCCGAAGGCAUUGGAGCCCAGAGCUCUGAUCUUUAUCUGCCACGGAUACGGAGCUGAGUGUAGCAUAUCUAUGGGAGACACCGCUGCUCGAUUAGUACACUCUGGAUUUGCUGUCUACGGAAUCGACCAUGAGGGCCAUGGUAAAUCUUCAGGAUCGAAAGGCUACAUAUCGAACUUCAGCGCUGUCGUCAAGGACUGUUCUGACCAUUUCAAGAGUGUCUGCGAGAAGCGGGAGAACAAGUCAAAGAAGAGGUUCCUCUACGGCUUCUCCAUGGGAGGAACCGUGGUGCUUCAGCUCCAUAGGAAGGAUCCUCUCUACUGGGACGGUGCCGUGUUGCUUGCCCCUAUGUGCAAGAUCUUUGACGGCAUGCGUCCCCACCCGAUCGUCGUCAGCGCACUGAAGAUGAUCAGCACCAUUGCGCCUAGCUGGAGGGUCAUCCCUGCCACGGACAUGAUUGACAAAGUCUGCAAAGAUCCCCAGCUCAAGAAAGAGAUCCGUUCCAACCCGUACAUGUACAAGGGGAAUCUCGCGCUGCAGACUGGCCGUGAACUCCUCACGGUCAGCCUCGACAUCGAGAAGAACCUGCACGAGGUGUCGUUGCCGUUCUUGGUCGUGCACGGCACCGACGACGUCGUAGCCGAUCCCCAUGGGAGCAAGCUGCUGCACGAGAGGGCGUCGAGCAGGGACAAGACCCUGAAGCUGUACCCCGGGAUGUGGCACGUGCUCAUGGGUGAACGGCCGGAGGACGUCGAGCGCGUGUUCGCCGACGUGAUCUCGUGGCUCGAGCAUAGAGCCGGCGGCACCGUCCCCGACUCCCUGGCGAAGCGCCAUGAGCUACUAUAAUGUAGAAGAGGAGGUUGUGGACAAAUUACUCAUUUAAUUCCGGAGUACACGCAUGUAUUGAAAAAAACAUACGAGCAUCGGCCGGCCCUGACUUUUUGGUGACCAGUACGAAAAAAAUAAUGGAGGCCCCAUUAACUAUAAAAAUAUAAAAAAUCAAAUUGGUAAUCGGCAUGAUAAAUAGGUAGCAAAUCGGCGAUUUGUAGACAGCGGCGGCGUCUCGCGAGAAUGUCAAGGAGGCACUGAAGCGUGUAGUUGGGCAGAUGUUGCAGAAGUUGUCCAUUGAUUUUCCUCUAUCAAAUCAGGGCGCGACUUUAUUCCUCCAACUGGACAGAGAUGUCACGCCCAACAAUAUAGGUUACAAAAUUUA